GCAAUUUUUUUUGCCCAGUGUAGAAUAGUGCAACUGUCUUGAGCAUGGGAUAAUAUGAUCAUAAUUGAUAGACAAUUUGGUGACUUCUGCAGUAAAUGAACAGAAGAAAUCACGGAAGAAGGUUGUUGUUAUUGCGACUGUGGCUGCAAGUGUAGGAAUUUUUUUGUUGUGUACUUCAAUUUACUUUCUCUGGAAGCGGAGGUCGAGAAGACGCUACGAUAGAAGAGAUUCUCUGUUAGAAGAGGUUAGCUCUCCAUCUAACAGAGAUUUGCCCAUGGUGGAUCUGGGCAUCAUUCAGGCAGCUACAUGCAACUUUUCAGAUGAUAACAAGCUCGGGGAAGGUGGAUUUGGACCUGUUUACAAGGGUAUACUUCCUAAUGGGAAAGAAAUUGCAGUUAAAAGGCUCUCAACUGGAUCCCGUCAGGGUACUGCUGAAUUCAAUAACGAGGUGAAAUUAAUUGCUAAAAUUCAGCACAGGAAUCUUGUAAGGAUGCUGGGAUGCUGCAUUCAGAAUGAAGAAAGAUUGCUCGUCUAUGAAUACCUGCAAAACAAAAGCCUCGAUACCUUCCUAUUUGACCCAGAGAAGCGCUCUCAGCUGGAUUGGAGGAAACGCCUUCACAUCAUUGCAGGCAUUGCACGAGGCCUUCUCUAUCUGCAUGAGGACUCCCUACUUAAAGUCAUCCACAGAGACCUCAAAGCUAGCAAUGUGUUGCUGGACAUCAAUAUGGACCCAAAGAUAUCAGACUUUGGCAUGGCAAAGAUCUUCGAAGGAGAACUCGGUGAAGCUAAUACAACUAAUGUUGGAACUUAUGGGUACAUAGCCCCAGAGUACGCUAUAGAAGGUAUCUUCUCUGUGAAGUCGGAUGUGUUCAGCUUUGGAGUUCUCCUGCUAGAGAUUCUGAGCGGGCAAAGGAACGGCGAUCACUAUCAGCGGCAUGGUCAGACACUUCUAAGAUCCGCCUGGGAGCUGUGGAACCAAGCGAGGGGGUUGGAGUUGACGGAUCCAUUGCUUGGAGACUCAUAUUCUCCAAAUGAAGCAUUUAGAUGCAUGCAUAUAGGGCUGCUCUGCGUCCAAGACUGUGUGGAGGAAAGGCCUACCAUGUCAUGGGUUGUUACAGUGCUGCGAAGCAAGCAAAUGGUGCUUCCAGAGCCUACAGAGCCACCAUCUUAUGUGAGACGCCGGGCUGCCAGUGCAAAUGCCUCAUCCAUGAGUGCCGAAGGCCAAGCAACGAAAAGUAGUUCUAUUAAUGAGGUGACGCUCAGCAAUGUGACGGCACGGCAGCGCGUCGAAAGAGAACCGAGGAAGUAUGGCAAGUUCCCACAGUCUAUUGAAAGAGGAUCAGAAUUUACAAGAAGAAGAAGCAAAGUCCCAGAUCUUGGAUGGACAGUCCAGGCUCAAAGUGGGGAAUUCAUGGGAUCCAAUUGCUCCUCGGCUGAUUCAUACGCAGCCGGCAGCGCGUUCGAGACCAAUCUUAAUAACCUCUUCUCCUCUCUUAGCUCCAAGUCUUCGAAUUCCAUUUCUGACAAAGAUACUGAAGGAGAGGACCCUGACCUCGUUUGUGGACUCUUCCUCUGCCUCGGAGACCUGUCUCAUGACUCCUGCCAAGCCUGCAUCCAGACUGCGAUCUCCAGGAUCGCCCACGAUUGCGCCUAUAGACGUCAAGGUGUUAUCUGGUACGACAACUGCCUGCUGCGCUACUCGGACGAUUACUUCUUCGGAGUCGUCGAUGCGAGUGGAUCCAAAUACGUCAAUCCUGCUCGUCCAAAAGAAUUUUCAACCGAACCUUGGGAGAAGAUGUCCAAAAUUGUUGAAGAGGCUCCCUACCAGCCUCUGAAGUUUGAAACCUUCUCUCUGGGCCCAGAAACUGCGUUCGGGAUGGCACAGUGCACGUCCGAUCUCAGCAGCCAAGGUUGCGAGCAGUGCUUGGCGACAGUCUUGGCUGCCAUCAAAGCUUGCUGUGCUGAUAUACAAGGUUGGCGUUAUGUGAGUCCUAGUUGCUGGAUAAGGUAUGAGCCUACCUUCUUUCUGCUGCCUGACAACCCAGAUAAUAGAAUUGGGGGCUUCAAUUGCACCGGUGACAUGUACGAUGCCAACAGCAGCUACCGGAUUAAUCUUGGUAACCUCUUUUCAUCACUAAUUUCCAAGUCACUGUCCUCCGAAUCGGCUAAUGACACAACUGGAGACGAUCCUGACCAUGUCUAUGGUCUCUUCCUCUGCCAAGGAAGUCUAUCUGCUUCUGACUGUCAGAAUUGCAUAAGAAAUGCUACCAACGAGAUUCAGCUUCUUUGUUCGAGGACUCAAGGCAUUAUUUGGUAUGACUACUGUCAGCUGCGCUACUCCAAUGUAAGCUUCUUCGGUGUCGCAGAUACGGAGGGCAUCUUCUUGACCAACCCUGAUAUCAGUGCCCAAACCAAUUCAACUGAAAACAUAGAUAUGGUUUCCAAACUGGUGCAAGAGGCUCCCAACAGGCGGCCCUUGAUGUUUGCAACGAAUUCGUCGCCCUCAGCUAGUUUGUUUGGAAUGGCGGAGUGCACCAUGGAUCUCAACAGCACGGAGUGUGGGAGGUGCUUAAAAACGAUCUUGGAAGACAUCAAGGCUUGCUGUAUCAAGUCGGAUGGCUGGCGCUACUUCAGUCCUAGUUGCUGGAUAAGAUACGAGCCAACCUCCUUCUUCGAUGUAGAUCUUGCAUCUCAGCCUACACCUAGUGGCGGCGGCGGCGGCGGCGAUAGAAGAGAUUCUCUGUUAGAAGAGGUUAGCUCUCCAUCUAACAGAGAUUUGCCCAUGGUGGAUCUGGGCAUCAUUCAGGCAGCUACAUGCAACUUUUCAGAUGAUAACAAGCUCGGGGAAGGUGGAUUUGGACCUGUUUACAAGGGUAUACUUCCUAAUGGGAAAGAAAUUGCAGUUAAAAGGCUCUCAACUGGAUCCCGUCAGGGUACUGCUGAAUUCAAUAACGAGACCCAGAGAAGCGCUCUCAGCUGGAUUGGAGGAAACGCCUUCACAUCAUUGCAGGCAUUGCACGAGGCCUUCUCUAUCUGCAUGAGGACUCCCUACUUAAAGUCAUCCACAGAGACCUCAAAGCUAGCAAUGGUGUUGCUGGACAUCAAUAUGGACCCAAAGAUAUCAGACUUUGGCAUGGCAAAGAUCUUCGAAGGAGAACUCGGUGAAGCUAAUACAACUAGGAUUGUUGGAACUUAUGGGUACAUAGCCCCAGAGUACGCUAUAGAAGGUAUCUUCUCUGUGAAGUCGGAUGUGUUCAGCUUUGGAGUUCUCCUGCUAGAGAUUCUGAGCGGGCAAAGGAACGGCGAUCACUAUCAGCGGCAUGGUCAGACACUUCUAAGAUCCAGAGGGAGAGAGGGAAAAAAAAAACUAACAUUAGCUCAUCUUCUAUUGCCUAGAGAAAUGGAUCAAGAAGUAGGUGCUAGAGAAAUGAUGCUGAUCUUUUGGUACGAAAGAGAAGCCUUCAGCUUCCUCCUCUUCCUUGCUGCUUUCCAGCUUCUCUUCCAUACCUCCACUGGUGCUGCCGAGACUCUCAUCUUCAAACCCAUCAAACUUAGUUGCUCAAGCGAUUCAUUUGCCAGAGAUGAUGACACGGUUCGGACUAGUCUUGAGGCCCUCUUUUCCUCCCUGAGAUCCAAGGCUUUGUGUUCCAGUUCUGGUAACCAGACCAUUGGAGACAGUCCUGAAACCAUUCAUGGCUCCUUCCUGUGCCGAAGGGAUCUCUCCUAUGAAGACUGCCAGACUUGCAUCCAUAUCGCAGCUGCCAAUCUCUUUCCAAGUUGCGCUUCCUCGCGAAGCGCUGCUAUUUGGAUCGAGCACUGCCAAUUGCGCUACUCCCAUCAGAACAUCUUCAUGGUCGCAGAUACUGAUGGAUUCAGCUUAACGAACCGCCAUGAGGAAAGCAGUUCCAUGAAGCCAAUAGGGGUGGUGUCAGAACCCAUGAAGGUGGCCAAUUAUCGGCGUCGCCUGAUGGAUGCACCCCAAACAGCUGCCAAUGAUGGAGCAGGGAAUGUAAAGGAAUCAUCAAGUUCUGGUGCAACGUCUAUCAUUAUUUCAAUUCUGGCAGUGGUUAUUGUGGGCACUUCUCUCUACUGUGUAUACUGCUGGAGAUGGAGAAAACGCAAUGCUAUCAGAAGAGGUCAAAUAGAGAAUCUCAGAUCUCUAUCAAGCUCGGAGCUGCCUCUGAUGGAUUUGUCUACAAUUCAAGCAGCUACAAAUAACUUUUCUGAAGAAAAUAAACUUGGGGAAGGUGGAUUCGGCCCUGUGUACAGAGGUGUGCUCUGCGGUGGAUCCGAGGUUGCGAUAAAGAGGCUGUCAGCCAAAUCCAGGCAAGGUGCUGUGGAGUUUAGCAAUGAGGUGGAGCUGAUUGCAAAGCUGCAGCACAGGAAUCUUGUGAGAUUGUUGGGUUUCUGUGCCGGGAAAGAAGAGAAGUUGCUCAUCUAUGAAUACCUGCCUAACAGAAGCCUUGAUGCCUUCCUGUUUGAUCCAAGCAAGAGGCAUCAGUUGGACUGGAAGAAACGCCACCCCAUUAUAGUAGGAAUCGCCCGGGGUCUCCUUUACCUUCAUGAGGACUCCUUGCUCAAAGUGAUUCACAGGGACCUCAAAGCUAGUAAUGUGUUGUUGGACAAUAAAAUGAACCCAAAAAUAUCAGACUUUGGCAUGGCAAAGAUUUUCGAAGGAGAAGAAAAUGAAGUUAAUACUGGCAAAGUUGUCGGGACAUUUGGAUACAUGGCUCCAGAGUAUGCCAUUGAGGGUAUUUUCUCUGUGAAGUCAGAUGUGUUCAGCUUUGGAGUUCUUCUCCUUGAGAUUUUAAGUGGGGAAAGGAAUGGAGCAUCUUAUAUAAAGCAACAUGGGGAGACUCUUAUUAAACAUGCAUGGCAACUAUGGAAUGAGGACAGAGUAACUGAAUUCAUGGAUCCAUUGCUUGGGGACUCGUAUCCGAUGAGCGAAGCUCGGCAAUGCUUCCGUGUUGGUUUGCUCUGUGUUCAGGAGAAUCCAGAGGACAGGCCCACCAUGUCAUCAGUUGUUCUCAUGUUGAGAAGCGAUCACACGCCAUUGCAUCCGCCAUCAGAGCCCUCAUCCUAUGUACGAUCGAAGAUACCAAAAUUGGAGAUGCCGCCGCUUCAUGUUUUCGGCGUCGACGAAAACUCAAUCUGUAAAUGAUGUCACACUUACUCUUGUCGAACCACGGUAGUGCAUCCAUGCAUGCAGCAAAACUACUUGAUAAGUUUCUGAGUGUUGGAAGUUGCUUUGAGGAUGUGAUUUGUGUGUCACAAAAGAAGUAGCUGGUAAUGUUUUCUGAAAUAAGGAUGUGCAGCUGCAACCUAUGUCUUCCUCUUUUUUUGGUCAGUAAAAUGUGAAGCACAAUAGGCAGAUGCAUUGGCUUCUAUAAGCUUGCAUAGAUGUCCUUGAUAUCUUACUGUAAUUGGUUUAAUACCAUGCUUGGAGUCUUCAGAAAGUUUUGAGUUGCAGAA
Phoenix dactylifera (date palm) is the source of this 5472-nucleotide messenger RNA. NCBI's taxonomy places the organism in Eukaryota, Viridiplantae, Streptophyta, Magnoliopsida, Arecales, Arecaceae. The record is from RefSeq and is a predicted model, not a curated record.